AUGUCGCGCCUUCCUCAGCAAGUCCCCAUCUCCAUCGCCGACCUUGAGCACAACGCUCACACCACCCUGGCCCUCAAUGCCCUCGAUUACUACCGUAGUGGAGCCAAUGACAUGCAGACCCUCAAAGACAACCAGGACGCUUACAGCAGACUUCGUCUUCGCCCAAGGAUCUUGAGAGAUGUGUCCAAGAUUGACACCACGACCACCCUUUUGGGCCACAAGGUCAGCAGCCCAAUCUGCAUUGCUCCUACUGCUAUGCAGCGUCUUGCCAACGAUGCCGGCGAGAAGGCCACUGCCCGUGCUGCAGCAAACGCCAAAAAGUGCAUGAUCUUGUCAUCGUGGUCAACAACGUCGGCUGAAGACACGAUCGAGGCCGGUCGAGAGGUUCCAUGGGAUCAAUCAGCCUCGGGCGCCUUGCCUCUUUUUUGGUUCCAGCUCUAUGUCUACAAGGACCGUGUCGUCACUGAGCAAUUGAUCCGUCGGGUCGAGAAGGCCGGUUACAAAGCAUUGGUGAUUACGGUUGACACCCCCUUCUUGGGCCGCCGUCUCGCAGAUGUUAGGAACGUCUUCAAGCUGCCGGGGCACAUGUCGAUGGCUAACUUUGAGAACAAAGAUUCCAAAGUCACCAUGGCCACCAUCCUCGACCACAACGACGAAGAAGGCUCCUCCGCUGCCUCCGAUAACAAUGAUGGCUUGAAUCACGACAAGGCAGGAGCAACCAAAAAAGUCGUCCGUCAAGAAUCGAGCUUGGCUGCUUAUGUCGUCUCCCAGAUCGAUCCUACCCUGAACUGGAGCGAUAUUGCCUGGGUCCGUUCCAUCACCAAGCUCCCCGUUGUUGUCAAGGGAGUCCUGACGGCUGAGGAUGCUAAGCUCGCGGCCGAUAUUGGAGUGGAGGGUAUUCUGGUUAGUAACCAUGGUGGUCGUCAGUUGGAUGGUGUCUUGGCGACUAUUGACGCGUUGCCGGAGGUUUUGGAGGCUGUCAAGGGUAGAGGUGUCGAGGUUUAUAUUGAUGGAGGUGUCCGCAAGGGCACUGAUGUCCUCAAGGCCCUUGCUCUUGGUGCCAAGGCCGCCUUCUUGGGCCGACCCAUCCUUUGGGGUCUUGCUCAUGAUGGUGAGGAGGGAGUGACCUUGGCAUUGAACUUGAUCCAGCAAGAGUUUGAACUGGCCAUGGCCUUGGCGGGCUGCUGCAAGAUUGAAGACAUCAACCGCGACCAUGUCCAGCACGGCACCACCGCUCGCUCCAGAUUGUAA
Messenger RNA from Linnemannia hyalina, 1251 nucleotides. Lineage: Eukaryota; Fungi; Mortierellomycota; Mortierellomycetes; Mortierellales; Mortierellaceae. The record is from the annotation of a GenBank genome assembly.